AUGCAUGAACAACUUCAUGUUUAUUGUCCACCAGAACUAUCAACAAUAAACUAUAGACAUGACUGGAUUUUAAAAGAAAUACGGCAAAGUCCAAUGAAUUGGUAUCAUCCAAUUAAAGAUAUGAAACGACAACAACAACUUCGAGAGAGACUACUCAAUUCAUCAGAUGUCGAUGAUGACGAUAAUGAACCGGAGCAAAAAGAAUAUGAACCAGAUUGUUUCUGUUUACAACCACCAAAUAUUUAA
Messenger RNA from Rotaria sordida, 246 nucleotides. The record is from the annotation of a GenBank genome assembly. Lineage: Eukaryota; Metazoa; Rotifera; Eurotatoria; Philodinida; Philodinidae.